GGUGCUCAGCAGCCUGCUCCCCUUGUUGUGGCAAAGCCGUUAGAGACCUCUGCUCCCCGUCACUCGUUUACACAGCUCAGAUGAGAACAAACUGCUUGAAAUUUCUCAUUUCCCAUCACGGCCCAUGCUGUAAUCAGAAUGACCCACUCAUCAAGAAUUCAGUUUCAAAACCAUAAAAGGGAGUACAGAGGUAGUUUUGCAGAGAAGACUUACGAGUGGAGCUCGGAGGAGGAGGAGUCUGUGAGGAAGGCAGGACCGGUGCAAGUCCUCAUCGUCAAAGAUGACCAUUCCUUUGAACUGGACGAAGCCGCGCUGAACCGCAUCCUCCUCUCAGAGGCUGUCAGAGAUAAAGAGGUCGUGGCUGUGUCCGUUGCUGGAGCUUUUAGGAAAGGGAAGUCGUUCCUGAUGGACUUCAUGCUGCGGUACAUGUACAACAAGGAAGCUGUGGACUGGGUUGGAGAUUACAACGAGCCUCUGACUGGUUUCUCCUGGAGGGGAGGGUCUGAGCGGGAGACGACUGGCAUUCAGAUAUGGAGUGAGAUUUUCCUAGUGGACAAGCCUGAUGGUAAAAAGGUUGCAGUGCUGCUGAUGGACACGCAGGGGACCUUUGACAGCCAGUCCACCCUGCGGGAUUCGGCCACCGUGUUUGCCCUUAGCACAAUGAUCAGCUCGAUACAGGUUUAUAACUUGUCCCAGAACGUGCAGGAGGAUGAUCUGCAGCACCUGCAGCUUUUCACCGAGUACGGACGGCUGGCCAUGGAGGAAACGUUCCUGAAACCUUUCCAGUCCCUUAUAUUCCUCGUGCGCGACUGGAGCUUCCCUUACGAGUUUUCCUAUGGAUCCGAUGGCGGCGCAAAGUUUUUGGAAAAACGUCUCAAGGUCUCAGGAAAUCAGCACGAAGAACUGCAGAAUGUCAGAAAGCACAUCCACUCCUGCUUCACCAAGAUCUCCUGCUUCCUCUUACCUCACCCCGGCCUGAAGGUAGCCACCAAUCCUAACUUCGACGGAAAGCUGAAAGAAAUAGACGAUGAGUUCAUCAAGAACUUGAAGAUUUUGAUUCCUUGGCUUCUUAGUCCCGAGAGCCUGGACGUUAAGGAGAUCAAUGGAAACCAGAUCACCUGUCGAGGCCUUGUGGAGUAUUUUAAGGCAUACAUAAAGAUCUACCAAGGGGAAGAACUGCCGCACCCAAAGUCCAUGCUGCAGGCCACAGCAGAAGCCAACAAUUUAGCAGCGGUUGCCACUGCCAAAGACACCUACAGCAGGAGAAUGGAAGAGGUCUGUGGUGGGGACAAGCCUUUCCUCGCGCCUAGCGACCUCCAGAGCAAACACCUGGAGCUGAAGGACGAGGCCGUGAAGCUGUUCCGCGGCGUGAAGAAGAUGGGUGGGGAGGAGUUCAGCCGCCGCUACCUCCAGCAGCUGGAGGCCGAGAUAGAUGAGCUCUACAUCCAGUACAUCAAGCACAACGACAGCAAGAACAUCUUCCACGCUGCCCGCACCCCCGCCACGCUCUUCGUGGUCAUCUUCAUCACUUACGUGAUAGCUGGAGUCACCGGCUUCAUUGGCUUGGACAUCAUAGCCAGUCUGUGCAACAUGAUCAUGGGCUUGACACUUAUCACACUGUGUACCUGGGCAUAUAUCAGAUACUCUGGGGAGUACAGAGAACUGGGCGCAGUAAUAGACCAAGUGGCCGCAGCGUUAUGGGACCAGGCUUUGUACAAACUGUACAGCGCAGCCGCGACCCACAGACACUUGUACCACCACGCCUUCCCCGCACAGAAAGCGGAGCCCGCCGAGGGCUCGGAGAGGAAGAAGCUGUAGGCCGGACGAGCUCCCCUCGGUGCAUGAAGGAGACGCGGCCGCUCACCGGUUAGACGCUUCCAUCGCUGUACCCAUCACGAGCUCCUGCCGCGGGAGGGGAGCGCGGAGAACAAGUCCACGCGCGCGACGGUUCAGUAUGUUCAUGCGACAACAGUGUUCGAUGGGAAGACGUAGGCAUGUUUUUUGUUUUGUUAAUAUGUACAUAUCGGCACUGCUGCGAGUACAAAGUGCUUUUAAUUUGCAAUAUCCGGCACACUUCCCAACUAAUUUAUGAAGCCUUAUUUUCCCCUUUUUAAUUAGUCACGAAGUCAUUAAAAGAAUUAUAAUUUACGUGAUACUGCAACUAAAAACCUUCCAAACCUUAGCAUUAUUCAAAAUCAUCUUAUUUUCAAAUACUUGAACAAGUUAUAACAUGUAACCAAGGGUUUUCUUCAAUCAACUAAUUACAUCAACAUAAUUAAAAAUGUAUUAACUUGCUUUAUCAGAAACUGUAAGGACACAUGCUAUGGUACGUUAACGAUAUUGUAAGGAAAGUGUACUUUUCCAUUCGUAACUGAUGCACAAAGUAUCACUUUGUAUAUGUAUUGGAGAAAGUUUCACUGUAUUUCUGUAUAUAUAUAUAUUCAUUAUAGUGCAUAGAAAGUGUGUUAAACAGUUCUAUUCUUUUAUCAUCAGAACUAUUAAAGUUUGCUUUUUGUUCC
Molecule: messenger RNA, 2519 nt
Organism: Cygnus olor (mute swan)
Lineage: Eukaryota; Metazoa; Chordata; Aves; Anseriformes; Anatidae
Gene: ATL1
Product: atlastin GTPase 1
Exons: 13
Coding region: 139-1818 (559 amino acids)
Biological process (GO): protein homooligomerization; endoplasmic reticulum organization
Molecular function (GO): GTP binding; GTPase activity
Source: RefSeq, a predicted model, not a curated record